UCGCGAACUUCCUCGAGUAAUACGAUAGCCAAUAUGGCUGAGAAAGAAGAAGAUUUCUCCUCUUUGCCGUUGCCAGACAGAUUUCAACACAAGAUAUGGAAAGUGCGAAAGGCAGGCUACGAAGAUGCUGCCAAACAAUUUGAAAUAACGCCAGACGAGCACGAUCCGGCAUUCAAACCGUUCCUACAUGAGCCAAGUCUAUGGAAGGGCGCAGUAGCAGACUCCAAUGUUGCGGCCCAGCAAGAUGGUAUUGCGGCGCUGUGUGCUUUUCUCAAAUUCGGUGGACGUGAAGGUUGCACAAGAACGAGAAGUCAUACUGUGACAUCUAUAGUCGAAAAGGGACUUUCUUCUACAAGAGCAGCAACAAAGGCAUCAUCUCUCGAGGCCAUUUUACUUUACAUCGAAUUGGAUACCGCUGCACCUAUUAUAGAAGACCUCCUUCCCGGGGUUUCCAACAAGCAGCCCAAGGUCAUCGCAGCUACAUUAGCAGCAUUGACAGCUGUAAUCCACAACUAUGGCUGCAAAACAGUCGAUCCAAAACCUAUCCUCAAGAUCUUACCAAAAGCCUUCGGUCAUGCCGAUAAAAAUGUACGAGCAGAGGCUACAAAUCUUGCAGUGGAGUUCUACAGAUGGUUAAGGGAGGCCAUGAAACCCAUGUUCUGGGGAGAUCUCAAACCGACACAACAAACGGAUAUGGAUGCCCAAUUUGAGAAGAUCAAGGCGGAGCCAACACCAAAGCAAGAACGAUUCUUACGAUCCCAGCAAGCCGCAAUGUCACGAGCUCCUCCACCAGGUGCAGAGCCCGAAGAAGAGGACGAGCUCGAAGAGGAAGCAGUUGUAAUCGACGCAUUUGAUUUAGCGGAACCUCAAGAAGUUCUGUCCAAGGUACCAGCCGAUUUCCACGACAACUUGGCUUCAUCCAAAUGGAAAGAGCGGAAGGACGCCGUUGAAGCGCUUUACACGGUUCUAAAUGUCCCGAGAAUCAAAGAUGGUGAUUAUGGUGACAUUGUGAGAGGAUUAGCGAAAAGCAUGAAGGAUGCCAAUGUUGCCGUUGUUACACAAGCAGCACAGUGUAUCGAAGUUCUAGCCAAAGGAAUGAGGAAAUCAUUCUCUAAGUACCGUGCCAUGGUUACUGGCCCAAUUAUGGAGAGGCUAAAGGAGAAGAAGGCAUCUGUUUCCGAUGCUCUCGGCGCUGCUCUAGAUCAAGUCUUCCUUGCAACAAACCUAUCGGACAAUUUGGAAGAAAUGCUUGAAUUUUUGAAGCACAAAAACCCACAGGUGAAGGAAGGGACCAUGAAAUACUUGAUUAGAUGUUUGAAGACGACGCGCGAAGCACCAACGAAGCAAGAGGUCGCGUCGAUAUCAGAGGCAGCGAAGAAGUUGCUGUCCGAAUCGGGAGAAGUAUUGCGAUCUGGAGGAGCAGAGAUAAUAGGUACAGUCAUGAAGAUAAUGGGGGAGCGAGCCAUGGGACCACAUCUUGAAGGACUUGAUGAUAUCAGAAAGACAAAAAUCAAGGAGUUCUUUGACACUGCGGAAGUCAAAGCAAAAGAUAAACCAAAGCCCCCACCAGCUGCUGCUGCUGCUCCUCGUGCCGCUCCUGCAGCCGCGCCUCGAAAGGUUGUCGGGAAGAAGGCAGCACCGAAAAAGGCCGUUGCUCCAAGUAUAUAUGCCCAAGAAGCUCCAUUAGCUCCUCAACCAACAGCAAGGAGUAAACUCGGGGCGCCGAAAGUUGGUGGUCUGAAAGCACCAAUAAAACGCGUACUCCCUGGACCCGGAGGAGCACCGUCAACAGCGUCCCCUCGACGUCCUGCUGCUCAACCACCCCCACCUGAAGAAGAGGCACCUCCUCCGCCACGCCUCGGCUUGGGCCGUGGUCUCGCUGGUCGUCCUCUUGCAAAGGCACCUGUAGUGAAUCCUCCUUCACCUGUCCCAAUGUCACCACCUCCAAACCCAGGCAUGAGUCCUGUCGAACGAGCCGAGUUAGAAGAGCUCCGAUUAGACAAAGACCGUUUACUGCGGCAAGCCGACGAUUUCCGCCAAGAACGCUCACGUCUCAACUCCGAGGUGCAAGAACUGAAGAACCAAAACGCCCAACUAAUCGAAGAUCACACCCGAGACGUCCUCUCCAUCAAAGCCAAAGAAACCCAACUUGUGCGCGCUCGAUCAGAUUGUGAAGCUGCGGAAGCUAUGUGCGGACAGCUGCGUAGAGAAAUGGAGAGACUGAAGCGCGCCCUGACAACUGCAGAACGGGUCAACAGUCCUCCCGUCGGCCUCCCUAGCCCGGGUCGCGAUGUCUUCAAUGACGAAGCGGGUAUCUACCGUGACACAGGCAUGUACGGCGCGGCGCAAGACACCAGCUCUCGCGCCGGCUUCAAUAGUCGAGGUCGCAUGUCCUACACCUCUACCCUCUCUGAAGAAAAAGAAAAUACUGGCGACGGCUUAUCUGGUACUUAUGGUCGCAGUAAAUUCAGUCCCGAGUUACGGAAUGGCAGGACCAGCGCGGCGAGCGGGAGUGGAGGGAGGAGUAGUCCCGCUCCGCCGCCGGCUUACCAGAGUCGAAUUGCUAGAGAUACGGGCAGUAACUAUAGUGGGGACAGUGGUGGGCGCGGAGAGGCGGGUGGGAAUAAUGGACAGGGUGUUGAAAGUUGGAAGCGUGCUGCGGAGGUUACAAGUGCGCUGAAGUUGAAGAUUGAGCAGAUGAAGGCAAGACAGGGCAUUUCGCGGCCUUGA
Messenger RNA from Lachnellula hyalina, 2730 nucleotides. It is a transcript of the gene alp14, whose product is annotated as Spindle pole body component alp14. The annotation marks the transcript as partial. Gene Ontology annotation, molecular function: microtubule plus-end binding; microtubule plus end polymerase activity. The transcript has 4 exons. Gene Ontology annotation, biological process: microtubule polymerization; establishment or maintenance of microtubule cytoskeleton polarity; mitotic spindle organization. The record is from RefSeq and is a predicted model, not a curated record. Gene Ontology annotation, cellular component: microtubule plus-end; spindle pole; kinetochore. Lineage: Eukaryota; Fungi; Ascomycota; Leotiomycetes; Helotiales; Lachnaceae.